Larimichthys crocea (large yellow croaker) is the source of this 4270-nucleotide messenger RNA. RefSeq names its product solute carrier family 7 member 14b (gene slc7a14b). The transcript is spliced from 8 exons. The coding region runs from base 203 to 2482 and encodes 759 amino acids. Gene Ontology annotation, biological process: transmembrane transport; amino acid transport. Gene Ontology annotation, cellular component: plasma membrane. The record is from RefSeq and is a predicted model, not a curated record. NCBI's taxonomy places the organism in Eukaryota, Metazoa, Chordata, Actinopteri, Sciaenidae. Gene Ontology annotation, molecular function: amino acid transmembrane transporter activity.
UUGCAGGUCUGCAGAAGACGUCGACUCCAACCAAACACCUCCGGCACGACUUCUUCAGGAAACACCUGACGAAGUCUUCGCCCUCCAUUUGGAUCCGUGGACAGUUUAAUAUGAGACUCAUGCUGAGGGUGAAAGAAUGAUAAUGGGAGUGGCAGAGUAAAGGAGUCUCAAACACAUAAACAGGUAAUAAACAGGUGCAGUGAUGGCGGCGUGGCUGAGCCGGCUGUCUUUAGGCGACGCCUGGUACAACAUGUAUUCUCGCCUCCUGCGAACCAAACCUGUGGGCUCCAUGGCUCACAGCUCUGAUGACCUCACCGAGCUCGCAGAGGGGUCACCGGUUGGACUCGCCAAGGUCCUGACCACUGUGGACCUGGUGUCGCUUGGGGUAGGCAGCUGCGUCGGCACGGGGAUGUACGUGGUCGCCGGGCUGGUUGCCAAAGCCAUGGCUGGACCUGGGGUCAUCCUGUCGUUUAUUAUUGCAGCCGUGGCGUCCAUACUGUCAGGUGUGUGCUACGCAGAGUUUGGUGUCCGGGUCCCCAAGACGACCGGUUCGGCCUACACCUACAGCUACGUGACGGUCGGGGAGUUUGUGGCGUUUUUCAUUGGCUGGAACCUGAUCCUGGAGUAUCUGAUUGGCACAGCGGCGGGGGCGUCGGCUCUCAGCAGCAUGUUCGACUCCCUGGCCAAUCACACCAUCAGUAACUACAUGAUAACACACCUGGGCACGCUCAGAGGACUUGGUAAAGGUGAGGACACGUACCCUGACCUGCUGGCCCUGUUCAUCGCCCUGCUGGUCACAGUGAUCAUUGCUCUCGGUGUGCGGAACUCAGUGGGAUUCAACAACAUCCUCAACGUGGUCAACCUGGUGGUCUGGAUCUUCAUCGUCAUCGCCGGAUUGUUUUUCCUCUCUGCCAGCAACUGGGGGGGCGGCAAGUUCCUGCCUUACGGCUGGUCAGGGGUGAUGCAAGGUGCAGCGACUUGCUUCUACGCCUUCAUCGGCUUCGACAUCAUUGCAACGACAGGAGAGGAGGCGAAAAACCCAUACACCUCCAUCCCGUACGCCAUUACCGCCUCGCUGGUCACCUGCCUCACUGCCUACGUGUCGGUGAGCGUGAUCCUGACCCUCAUGGUUCCCUACAACCUGAUCGAUGGCUCAGCUCCUCUCAUGGAGAUGUUUGCAGUGCAUGGCUUCCUUUGGGGGAAAUACACCGUGGCUUUGGGGUCCAUAGCCGGACUCACCGUCUCUCUGUUAGGCUCUUUGUUCCCCAUGCCCAGAGUCAUCUACGCCAUGGCCCGGGACGGACUGCUGUUCAGGUUCUUGUCACAUGUAUCUGCGCUCACACACACUCCCACGGUGGCAUGUGUGGUGUCGGGGGUGUUCGCGGCCAUCCUCGCCCUGCUGGUGAGCCUCAGGGACCUGAUCGAGAUGAUGUCCAUCGGCACCCUGCUGGCCUACACUCUGGUCAGUGUGUGUGUGCUCUUACUGCGCUACCAGCCUGACGAACAGACUGACACACACCAGUUUAACUCCGGGGAGGACGUGGACGUCAUGAAGUUCCAGGACGACGGGACUCUCCCUACCAAAGACGACGAGAUGCUGAUCGGAGGCUCAGGCGGCGAUGGAUCGGCGUCCUACCACACCGGCGGGACUGAAGGAGAGGGUGAUGACUCUGAUUUCCACACAGGCCAUGCCUCGUUGCUGAAAAGGCUUCUGGGAGGUCAUUACUACACCCUGCGGCUACGGCUAGGAAUGCCCGACGCAUCGGCCCGGCCCACUCCUGCCACCGGUCGCAUAGUGACCCGAUGCACCCUCCUCAUUUUCCUCACCUCCUUCCUCCUCUGGUCCACUGUUAUAUUUGGCGUUGAGCAGGGAACAGGUGCUGGGGCGGUGUUUUCAGGCCUCAUGGCCACAAUGAUGGCGGGGUCCUUGGCGAAGCUUUUAAUUAUGAUUAUCCAGCAGCCAGAGAGUGGGAAGAAACUGCCCUACAUGGCGCCCUGUGUGCCCUUUGUCCCUGCAGCCGCCAUAUUGGUGAACAGCUACCUCAUGCUGAAACUGUCUCCACUCACCUGGGCCAGGUUCAUUGUCUGGUGCUUAAUAGGUUUAUUGAUCUACGGCUGUUACGGAGUGUGGCACAGCACGCUGGAGCUGAACGCCCGGGAGGAGCAGGCCCACGCCAGCUCCUACCAGCGCUACGACGACCACCUCGACGACACCUUCUCCCCCGACGACAACCUUUACCCCCAGGAACAGGACGAGAAACCCUACCAGGGCUGGUCUGCUCCGGAGGAGAGGGGGUACGACUACCUGCAGCAAAAUCAGGACCAGCAGGAGAACGAGUAUGAUGAAGAACAGUAUCAGAGCCAGUAUGAGGAUAAUAGUGACCAGCAUGGAUACCAGUCUGGACCAGGAGGCCAGUAUACAAGCACAGGCAGCAAGUCCAGAGGAAGGACCAAUCAUGGCUUUGAUGAAGACGAGGACUGAUUAGAGGACGUUUAGUUCCUCCAAACUGAAAUGAUCUGAAAUUAUGACAGAAUGAAAAAAACUUUUUAGAUGAGACACUAUUUCCAAGACAAGCAAAGUCAUGUCACACAAUUUCAUUGUACUGUCUACCAGUGAAACCCUGCCUUUGUCUGCUCAAUGUGAAAACCUGGAUAUCAUUGGAGGAGGGGAGUAGAUACGAUGGACACCUCCCAUCACAGAUGUUAAACUAAAUGAAGCUUCAGUACAUUCUGAUGUCUGUACUCACCUUUCUUCAGCACACCCAGCAACCCAACCAUGCUGCCUCAAUUUACAUGAAACACAUGGGUCUUACAAAACUUCCCUCUGGAGAAGGGGGCAUGUAGUAUUUCUCUUCUCCCUGCACAUUUUUAAACACCACACAAUGUUUUCUAUCAGAUUGUCCCACCUACGCACCGUGUAGUUCUAUUUGGUUGGAGAAAAUAAGCAAAAAUGUGGAUCUGGAUUGAAAUCUGUAGUUUUAUUCAACACUUAAGGACUCGGAACAGGACCAGGAACAACAGAAACAUUGUCAGGACAUCCUUACUUUUGAUUUUUCAAAAUUAAGUUAAUUAAUAACUUCACAAGUACCUGGCCUGUGUGUGGUAGGCCCAUUUGAAAAUCCAGCAGAAGGCCAUCAGUACUGCUACAUAAAACUGGAACAGACGUCUACACCCCUGUCAUCAGUCUUUAUGUGGUUUCUGUUUUGCUGUUGGCUUCUGAUGAAAGUUGUUUUACUGGACUAUUUUAUCCCACUUCUUUUUCUCACACUGGAUGUUUUCCAGACACAAAUCUAGAAAUCUGGCUUACCUCUCUUGGCAGGUACUGUAGCACAAAUGCUUCUACCAAUUCUUCUUUGGUUGUGUUCGACUUCAGUGGGUGGAACCGGAGACUCCUCAGUAACCAGCAAACAUGAAAGACAAAGAUGGACCUCUGGUGAUACCAUUUGUGUUUUUAUUCAUAACCCUGGCAGACGGUGUGGCUUCCUCUUACGUCGUAUUCAUUGUUACUUACCCAGAAAAAAAUUGGUUCUUUGGCUCUGCCCACUGAGGCUUACCCUGACCAAUGAAACAGCAGUUUUUUUGGUUUCAUCUCUACUUCCUGCGUCUGUUCGUGGCAUCUCUGAAUGUCUUGGUGGUGACUUUUGUGUUUGAUUUUGUUGUUUGAGUGAAUGUGUUUACAGUGAGUGUUUGCUCUAUUUAGUGUCCGCAGCAACGCAUUGCAUUAAUGUGUGUAAAUGAGAAUGGACCGGUGUAAUUUUUUCGUGUUGCAGGAAUAAAUGUCUCAUUUUGAGUGAAAUUAUCUUUUGUGAGACUCUUAAUUAUUUAAAAACUUUUAAUAUUCACCGGGCAGACAUCAACAAUACAGGUUGAUACAUGUUGAUUAUACUGUGAAUAUGAAGUCUCAAAAUACAAAAGGUGACACAGUUAUUGUUACAAAACAAACUAUUUGUGUGUGAUUAAAUGAGAGCAGGUCAACAACAAAAACUCUCUGCACUUCAGGUAAUAGUUUGGAAAUGUGUUCAUGCGUUUUAAAGUAUAAUAAUCAUUAAAAAAAACAUUAAUCACACUUCUAAAACGACAGGAGCUCAUGAAUAGAUAAAAGCAACAGUUCACAAUUUUCAAGCCAUUAAGCUAAGGUAUAAUUGUAGGUACAUUAAUGCUAUCGAGCUAAUUCACCACCUAAAAUAAGCUUUUAAGAACAUAGUUACACCUUUUAGUCUGUGUCAUGACUAGGGCUGGGUAUCUUUAAAAAAAAAAAAGACAAUACCAG